Molecule: messenger RNA, 674 nt
Organism: Colletotrichum scovillei
Lineage: Eukaryota; Fungi; Ascomycota; Sordariomycetes; Glomerellales; Glomerellaceae
Exons: 1
Coding region: 132-674 (180 amino acids)
Source: RefSeq, a predicted model, not a curated record
UCUCCAGGUUGUGACAAGGGACUCCAAGUCUUUCUGCUAGUCUUGGAAGACAUGUGAAUGUUUAAUGAUCCAAUGAGGACUAGUGCUGACUCUGAUGUAUUAACGUAAGGGGUGAAUCAGUCAAAUAUGGAAUGUCACUGCUCCAAGCUACCAUCUUCACCUCCAGCUUCAUCAUCAAAUCUCCACAUACCUCUCCAGCCUCUACCCCGCCAAGCAACCGCCCUCAUCAUUCCGUUCUAGUCAACCACGAUAUACCGAGACCAGACACGAUGACUGACACCUCUACACUCUCAAACCUCGCAUCCUACACCUUCGGCGGGUUAUGCAUCCUCUCAGCCCUCCCAUUCGUCGGCAUUCCAUUUCCCAACCGCCGCGCGGCAGACUACUACGCCGGCAAAAGCGAGUGGAUGUCGCAAAUCUUUCGCCGGCGUCUCACCCCCGGACAAGCCGGCUACUUUGGCGCAGCGUUACGCAUCGCAGUCGGCGCAGCCGUCAUAGUCCCCGAGACGAGGGAACCUGCGCUGCUCUUCAACGGGGCUGUCGUCACAUACGGGACCGUAAGGGCCUUUGUAGAUGGGCGACCUAUGCUUCCGCAAUGGGGAAUGUUAGCAGCGAUUGCGAUUUGUCUUGGUCUUGGACGUUUAUCGCAAGCUGUCUCAGUCAAAGAGGCGUAG